This is a messenger RNA of Dermacentor albipictus, 654 nucleotides long. Lineage: Eukaryota; Metazoa; Arthropoda; Arachnida; Ixodida; Ixodidae. The record is from RefSeq and is a predicted model, not a curated record.
AUGCAGACGCGACUCCUGGAGCUUCCGGAUCCGUCGCUGGACGACGCCGUGAAGGCAGCGCUGGCAAUGGAAGCUGCCGCCAAGGAUGCCGGCGAGAUUUCCCGUGCGACUGGCUCACCGUCGUACCAGGAAGCCAGCCUGCAUGUGAUUCAAGACGUCCCCAGCCUCCUGACCCAGUUCAAGUCCCUUUUUCAGCCAGGGGUGGGCACAUUUGCCGGCACGACGGCUGGCAUCUAUGUACCUGAGGGAGCCGGGCCACGCUUUUUCAAGCCUCGCCCACAGCGAGAGGGUACCCUGGUGCCCGUAAAGACAUCUGAAUGGGCUGCUCCCAUCGUACCAGUCCUCAAGCGAGAUGGCAGUGUCAGGAUCUGCGGGGAUUUCAAAAAGUUUACCGAGCUCGACCUCAGAGAUGCUUACCAGCAGCUGGUGUUCCAGGAUGCAUCCCGGAUGUUCGUCACUAUAUCGACGACUUUGGGACUCUUUCAGUACACGCCCUUACCGUUUCGCAUGGCGUCGGCCCCGGCCAUAUUUCAGAGGGAGAUAGACAACCUCUUCAGGGGCAUGAGGCACGUGGCGGUGUAUUUGGACGACAUCCUGGUUACUGGCAGUGACGACGGGGAUCACCUGCAGAACCUGCACAACGUCUUGGCAUGA